AUGCGGUAUAUAUGCAUACCAUUUAAUCGACUUUCAAGAAAGGUCCCUUGGCCCAGUUGGUUAAGGCGUGGUGCUAAUAACGCCAAGAUCAGCAGUUCGAUCCUGCUAGGGACCAUUUCUCUUCUUAAAUCACACAGGGCGUGUGGCGUAGUUGGUAGCGCGCUCCCUUAG
Molecule: messenger RNA, 171 nt
Organism: Debaryomyces tyrocola
Lineage: Eukaryota; Fungi; Ascomycota; Pichiomycetes; Serinales; Debaryomycetaceae
Source: the annotation of a GenBank genome assembly